Molecule: messenger RNA, 1086 nt
Organism: Microthlaspi erraticum
Lineage: Eukaryota; Viridiplantae; Streptophyta; Magnoliopsida; Brassicales; Brassicaceae
Source: the annotation of a GenBank genome assembly
AUGGAUACUUCUCUCGCAAUCAAUCAGUCUUUGUCUCGCAUCAUCAAGCUUUCCCCUACUCCCAAAUAUUAUGCUUUCUCCCUUGAAUCCUUUCCGAUUAGACGCAUCCGGAAGCAGCUGCGUUUCCGACCAAUAUUUGCGGUGCAAAGGAACUACGAAACGGCCUCCGUGGAAGACGAUGAGUCGUACGGGGAAGUGAACAGAAUUAUUGGAAGCCGGAUGGCGGAAGGCGGCGCCGCCAUGGAGUACCUAAUCGAGUGGAAGGACGGUCAUUCUCCCUCGUGGGUCCCAUCCAGCUACAUCGCAGCAGACGUGGUGUCGGAGUACGAGACCCCCUGGUGGACCGCCGCGAGGAAGGCCGACGACCAGGCCCUGUCGCAGCUUCUGGAGUCGGGUGACGGUCGCGACGUCGACGCCGUAGACGAAAACGGAAGGACGGCGUUCCUUUUCGUGGCGGGGCUGGGUUCGGACAAGUGCGUCAGGCUUCUGGCGGAGGCUGGAGCGAAUCUGGACCACCGUGACAUCAGGGGCGGCCUAACGGCGCUGCACAUGGCGGCUGGUUACGUGAAGCCGGAUGUGGUGGCGGCGCUGGUGGAGGUGGGCGCCGAUGGGGAAGUGGAAGACGAGAGAGGGUUAACGGCGCUGGAGCUGGCCAAGGAGAUUCUGAAGACGACGCCCAAGGGAAAUCCGAUGCAAUUCGGGCGGAGAUUGGGGCUCGAGAAGGUGAUCGGUAUCCUGGAAGGACAGGUGUUCGAGUACGCGGAGGUGCAGGAGAUUAUGGAGAAACGAGGGAGAGGCAAAGACGUGGAAUAUCUGGUCAAAUGGAAGGACGGUGGAGACUGCGAGUGGGUGAAAGGUAUACACGUGGCGGAAGACGUGGCCAAGGACUACGAGGCUGGGCUGGAGUACGCUGUAGCGGAGAGAGUGAUGGGGAAGAGGAUCGGGGACGACGGCACGACGGAGUUUCUUGUGAAAUGGACUGAUAUGGCUGAUGCCACGUGGGAGCCUCAGGAGAACGUCGACUCUACCCUUGUUCAACUCUACGAACAAGAGGCCCAACCUAUUAACGGCUCAACCAAUCUAUAA